Molecule: messenger RNA, 369 nt
Organism: Dipodomys ordii (Ord's kangaroo rat)
Lineage: Eukaryota; Metazoa; Chordata; Mammalia; Rodentia; Heteromyidae
Gene: Ninj2
Product: ninjurin 2
Exons: 2
Coding region: 49-369 (106 amino acids)
Biological process (GO): cell adhesion; tissue regeneration
Cellular component (GO): membrane
Source: RefSeq, a predicted model, not a curated record
CCGCUCAACCUGAACCACUACGCCACCAAGAAGAGCGUGGCGGAGAGCAUGCUGGACGUGGCGCUGUUCAUGUCCAACGCCGCGCGGCUCAAGGCCGUGCUGGAGCAGGGCCCGGCCUCCGCGCACUACGCCGCGCUGCUGGCGCUCCUCGCCGCCUCCCUGCUGCUGCAGCUGGCGAUCGGCGUCCUGCUGGCCGUCAUCGCCCGGCUGAACCUGAACGAGGUCGGCAACCAGUGGCGCUUGAACCAGCUCAACAAUGCCGCCACCACCCUGGUCUUCAUCACCGUGGUGGUCAACAUCUUCAUCACCGCCUUCGGGGCCCACAAGACGGGCUUCCAGGCCGCCAGGGCGUCGCGGGCCCCCGCCUGA